CGCUGGAAUGACGAUCCAUUCGCGAACGGUCACCAGUUCCGAAUGGUCGUGAAAAAAAAUCACUGGAAAAGAGGCUUCGAAUAGUCGAGCGAGUUUCGGAGCAACGAAACAUCGGGAAUAAUUUUUGAGCCUUAAAAACUCGAGUUUUCAGACGAAAGUGACAAAUCAAACGUCAAUUUUAAGCUGAACAGUGAAUUUUUCGUUUUUUUGACAAAUCGAAGAACGAAAAUUUUCGUCAAAGAUUGCAGUGAAAAUUGGAAAAACCAUUGAAACACUUGGCAAGGAGACACAUUUUUUUCGUCUAAUUUUCAAAGGUUGAGAACCGGAAAAAUGGAGAAAUCGUACACAGGACUGCAAGUGUCGAAGCACAACAAGGAGAUCGAUUUGUGGAUGACGAUGGACGGUACAGUGUACAACUUGACAGAAUUUCUGGCCCAGCAUCCCGGAGGUGAGGAAGUUCUACUGAAGCUCGCGGGUCAAGAUGGAACCGCGUGUUUCAACGAGGUCGGUCACAGUUCGGAGGCCAAACAGUUGCGAGAGUCCUUUAGAAUCGGGACUUUGGACGGGGAGCCUUACAUCGCCCCGGAAAAAGAGGUUAAAACGGGAGGUGGAAUCGACGACGACGACUGGGCUUACGAGCCAGCGAAAAAGGAAAAUUCCUUUGUUCCAGUUUUCAUCAUGAUCGGGGCGAUCAUAUACGCUUAUAUUUUCCUUCGUGUUUUAUAAACGCUCGAAUAUUUUCAUCGAAAUAUAUAGUUUACGGGGGCUCUCAGA
Messenger RNA from Venturia canescens, 774 nucleotides. Its product is annotated as cytochrome b5-like. Gene Ontology annotation, cellular component: intracellular membrane-bounded organelle; membrane. Lineage: Eukaryota; Metazoa; Arthropoda; Insecta; Hymenoptera; Ichneumonidae. Gene Ontology annotation, molecular function: heme binding. The transcript has 2 exons. Bases 331 to 726 code for a protein of 131 amino acids. The record is from RefSeq and is a predicted model, not a curated record.